Trifolium pratense (red clover) is the source of this 3106-nucleotide messenger RNA. Its product is annotated as cysteine-rich receptor-like protein kinase 29. NCBI's taxonomy places the organism in Eukaryota, Viridiplantae, Streptophyta, Magnoliopsida, Fabales, Fabaceae. The transcript has 7 exons. Gene Ontology annotation, biological process: protein phosphorylation. Bases 193 to 2121 code for a protein of 642 amino acids. The record is from RefSeq and is a predicted model, not a curated record. Gene Ontology annotation, molecular function: protein kinase activity; ATP binding.
GGAUCGAAAAGAAUUUCCUGUUUACGUUUCCCAAUAAUUGAACAAUAAAAAAAGACUAAUUAGUCAACAAAACGCUUCAACCAUAUGGCAUAUUAAGUACUAACUCAUAUCCAAAGAUUCAAUUCUCCAUUUGUUAACCAAUAACCACUUAUUACUUUUUAAUAUUCUCAAACAGAAAGCAAGAUAAGAAUAAUGGCAAUUGUGAUUGUAUCUUGCAAGUUUUCAUUUUCCAUUUAUUAUUUUCUCCUUCUUCUCAUUAUUAUUGUAUCUCAAGCUAAAGCCCAGCCAAAUUUUUUGCGCAACUUUUGUAUAAACGAUAAUGGCAACUACACAGCCAAUAGCACAUAUCAAAACAACCUCAACAUCCUUUUGUCCAAUCUUUCUUCGAACACAGAAAUCAACUACGGUUUCUACAAUUUCUCUUAUGGCCAAAACACCAACAAAGUAAAUGCCAUUGGACUCUGCAGAGGAGAUGUUAAACCCGAUGUUUGUCGCAAUUGUCUCAACGAUUCAAGAGUUCUUCUUACACGACUUUGUCCAAAUCAAAAAGAAGCAAUUGGUUGGUAUGACAACUGCAUGUUGCGCUACUCUAACCGAUCAAUAUUUGGCAUUAUGGAACAAUUCCCUUGGUUUGAUUUGUCAAACCCAAAUAUAGUAACAGAGGUAGAUCAAUUUAAUAGAGUUCUUGGGAACUUGAUGAAGAAACUCAAAGAAAAAGCUGCAUCAAGUAAUGACGCUCGGGUUAAGUAUGCUACGGGUAAUGAAUCUGAUGCGAACUUGAAUUUUCAAACCAUAUAUGGUCUUGUGCAGUGUACACCUGAUUUGUCAUUACAAGAAUGCAUGGAUUGUUUAAAUGGUGCUAUCUCAUAUAUUACAAGUUGUUGUAGUAACAAAUUUGGUGGUAGAGUUGUUAAACCAAGUUGUAAUAUUAGAUAUGAAUCCUUUCCCUUCUACGAUCCUCCGACUGUAACUGUAGUGGACACAGUUGAAACCUCUCCACCACAAGUUUUUGCAGAAAAAAGCAAAUCAUCUCAUACUACCAUUGCCAUAGUCGUGCCUACUGUUGUAGUUCUUGUUCUGCUAAAUUUGAUCACUUGUAUAUGCUUAAGGAGAAACCGCCACAGUAUGGCAGGGUCAAAUCUCGAAGAAAUAGAAGAUGAUGAUGAUAUUGAAAUUGCCGAGUCAUUGCAAUUCAACUUUGGCACAAUUGAAGUUGCUACAAAUAACUUUUCUGAAGCUAAUAAACUCGGACAUGGUGGAUUUGGAGUUGUUUAUCAGGGUAAACUCUCGAGUGGACAAGUGAUUGCGGUCAAAAGAUUGUCAAUAGAUUCUGGACAAGGAGAUAUUGAAUUUAAGAAUGAAGUGCUUUUAUUGGCUAAGCUUCAACAUCGAAAUUUAGUCAAACUACUUGGCUUUUGUCUAGAAAGAAAAGAAAGGCUACUUAUCUAUGAAUUUGUUCCUAACAAAAGCCUUGAUUACUUUAUAUUUGAUCCAAUAAAGAAAUCACAAUUAGAUUGGGCAUUGCGCUACAAAAUCAUUGGAGGUAUUGCUAGAGGACUUCUUUACUUGCACGAGGAUUCUCGACUUCGUAUUAUACAUCGUGAUCUUAAAUCAGGUAAUGUUCUCUUGGACGAAGAUAUGAAUGCUAAAAUAUCAGAUUUUGGGAUGGCCAGACUGCUACUUGUUGAUCAAACUCAAGUAAAUACAAAUAAAGUUGUUGGAACAUAUGGAUAUAUGGCUCCCGAAUAUGCAAUGUUUGGACAAUUUUCGGUAAAAUCAGAUGUUUUUAGUUUUGGCGUUCUAGUUUUGGAGAUUAUAAGUGGCCAAAAAAUUAGUCGCAUUCUUCUUGGACAGAGUGAUCAAGAGGAUUUACUUAGCUUUGCAUGGAGAAACUGGAGGGAGGGAACAAUCACGAAUAUAAUAGAUCCAUCAUUAAACAACGGUUCACAAAAUGAAAUAAUGAGAUGCAUUCACAUUGGACUACUUUGUGUUCAGGAAAAUUUGGUUGAAAGACCAACUAUGGCAACCAUUGCACUGAUGCUUAGUAGUUAUUCUUUCACUAUGCCUCUACCUUUGGAGCCUGCAUCUUCCAUCGGCGGAAGAACUACAAGCCUUCCAUAAACGCAAUCAUCUGGGGAAGAUAAAGGAACAACAGGUUCACUUGAAUCCAAAAGUAAAUCAGUAAAUGAGAAUUCAAGUGCUGAGUAUUUCUAGUCAUAUGUGUGGUGUGUUGUGUUCAUUUAGCAUCAUUCGUGUUUCAACCAAAAUAUUUACAACAAUGUCUUAUUAGAACUUGUAAUAUGUUUUGGUUGUGUGAAGUCAUGUUUAAAAUUAAAUAGACAUUGCGAAAGGUUUUCUUGAUUUUUAUUUAGACCAAUUAGUGGCAACUUAUUUAAGUCAUUUGCUAUUAGAAUUACUCUGAUAUCGUCCACAAAUCCUAGCUCAACUGGCAGAAAUGCCGAAAUUGCUAUUGUCGGACGCCGUGAUCGGGGUUCGAUCCCCAGAAACUAACACACUUUGUGUGUGUUAGUUUCCAAUGGCUUGCCAUUUCGUCUAUGUACCAAAAAAGAAUUACUCUAAUAUCAUCUUAUUAUUUGAGUUGACUGAUCAUAAACUUUUAUUACUACUACUACACUGCUACUACUCUUUCGGAGCAAAUUUUGAUGUUGAUUUCUUCAAAUUUCUUAUUUUUCAUUGACAAAAGAUGAUAGUGUUAGACUUCAACGUUAGUGUGGUAUAUGAACCAAUUUACAAGGCAACGCGUUACCCCACCAUGAAGGAAAAAGAAGUGUUAGAAUUAACCACUUAUUACUUAUUAUUCUGAGAAACAAAGCAAUAUCAGAAUGGCAAUUGUUUCUUGCAAGUCAAGUCAACCUACACAGGUUGGAAUCAAGCAAUAAUGAUGGUUCAUGAAGGGGAGGCAGUAGCUCUUUUGGAAGUAGCUAUUUUUUCAUAGUGAUUUAUAAAUUCUUACAAUUCACACACAAUGUUAAUGCUAGAAGUGUUGGUUUGUCAGAGUUCAAAAAUGUUGGUUAAGUUUGUUAGGGGACAAGUGAAUAUGUAGCUCAUUCCAUUUCUUAACGAAGGCAGCCAUUUCAUGUGUUAA